AUGAAGACCCAGUGUAGCCAAAAAUAAAUAAAUUAAAUAAAUAAAUUUUUAAAAAAAGAAGAAGAAGAAGAAAUGAGCUCUCAAGCCGUGAAACAACAUGGAGGAAACUUCAAUGCAAAUGACUAAGAGAAAGAAGCCAAUCUGAAAGGGCUACAUCGUGUAAGAUUCCAACUAUAUGACAUUCUGGAAAAGGCAAAACUAUGGAGACAGUAAAAAUAUCAGUGGUUGUCAGAGGAUGAGGGGAGGGAGGGAUGAAUAGGCAGAGCACAGAGGAUUUUGGGGCAAUAAAGCUAUUCUGUGACACUAUAAUGGUGAGUACAUGCGGUACGUUUGUCCAAACCCAUAGAAGGUACCACACCAAGAAUGAACCCUAACGUAAACUAUGGACUCUGAGUGAUAAUGAUGGGUCAAGGUCAUCAACUGAAGCAAAUGUCCCACUCGGGUGGGUGGGGUGCUGAUAAUAGGGGAGGCUAUGCGUGUGUGGGGCAAGUGGGAGUAAAGAGUAAAGAGGGGUAAAUGGGAAAUCCUAACCUUUUGCUCAGUUUUGCUGUGAACCUAAAACCGCUCUAAAAAAUAAAGUCUAUUAAAAAAAUAGUGUCCCUCAUUUGGGUUUGUCUGAUGUUUCCACGUGAUUAGAUUGGGGUCAUGCAUUCCUGGUGGGAAUCCUGCCCCUCAUUGGUGAUGCUAUUUUAAUCCUUUGGUCAAGAUGUUGCCUGAUUCUCCUCCUGUAUCGUUACCCUUCCCCCCACCUGCUACUAAUAAACAAUCUGUAAAGAGACACUUUAAGAGCAUGCCAAUAUCUUUCCCCUCAUCAAAAAUCUCCCGCUAAACUUCACAUCCAAUGUUGAGUUUUGCCCACAGGCUGCCUUCCUGUCGGCCGCCCCUCGCUGUCUUUGUUUCUCCGGUUAGGACAUUACGUAGGAGCAGGUUAGCCUCCGCUUCCGGUCCAGUCCAGUGUCGCUCUCCUGGCCAACACCCAGCCUUCCUGAUCUGACCCGGGUUCGAGUCCCUCAUUCACAGCCCAUCUCAUGUGUGGCAGCCAGACCUUCCCACAGCGAGUGGGACUCUGGGAGACUCGUCUCAUUUCCUGUCCUGCAAAGCUUCUCUUUCUCACGGCUGCUACCAUAGCCCCAGGCUAGGUCAAAAGGACCAGCCACCCUGGGUGGUGAGGCCAGGAGCUCUCUUCCCCCCAGCAGGCCUCAGGGGCUGCUGCGGAUGGUGAAAUCUCACCUUCGAGGCUGCACUGGGAUCAGUAGAGACCUGCAGUAAGAUACCGAGCGGUUAGGGCAGCUGCUUUGAGGUUGGGCGGCUGGGAGCCCACAGGAAGUGACUUGGUGCAGAUCUGAUGCGUCUUUACCCCGGCACCCAUCACGGGACGGGAGCUGCAGGCUGGCGAGGCUGGGGGCAUGUCCGCGGAGUGCGGGGAACCUGGGCCCAAGGGGCUUCAGGGCUGGUCCCCGGGGCCAGGCGGGCACUCAAGGGCCAUGGGCUCGGGUCCAUGCCCCUCUCCAUCCACGCCCACCCCCUGGAGCCUGCCCCGCUGGAGAGCUUAUGUGGCUGCUGCCGUGCUCUGCUACAUCAACCUCCUGAACUACAUGAACUGGUUCAUCAUUGCAGGAGUUCUGCUGGACGUACAGAAGUUUUAUCAGAUCAGUGACAGCAAUGCUGGUUUGCUUCAGACAGUCUUCAUCGGCUGCCUGCUGCUGUCUGCACCCGUGUUCGGCUACCUGGGCGACCGACACAGCCGCAAGGUGACGCUGAGCUUAGGUAUCCUGCUCUGGUCAGGAGCAGGCCUCUGCAGCUCCUUCAUCCCCCCUCGGUACUCCUGGCUCUUCUUCCUGUCCCGGGGGGUGGUGGGCACUGGCACUGCCAGCUACUCCACCACUGCGCCCACUGUCCUGGGAGACCUCUUCGUGAGGGACCAGCGAACCCGAGUGCUGGCCAUCUUCUACAUCUUUAUCCCUGUUGGAAGUGGUCUGGGCUACGUGCUGGGGUCGGCUGUGACGGAGCUGACCGGCAACUGGCGUUGGGCCCUCCGAAUCAUGCCCUGCCUGGAAGCCGUGGCCUUGAUCCUGCUUAUCGUCCUGGUUCCAGACCCACCCCGGGGAGCUGCUGAGAAGCAGGGGGUGGUGACCGUUGGGGGCCCAAGGAGCACCUGGUGUGAGGACCUCAGAUACCUGGGGAGAAACUGGAGUUUUGUGGGGUCGACCCUUGGAGUUACAGCCAUGGCCUUUGUGACUGGAGCUCUGGGCUUCUGGGCCCCCAAGUUUCUGUUCGAGGCCCGUGUGGUGCACGGGCUGCAGCUUCCCUGCUUUCGGGAGCCGUGCAACAGCCAGGACAGCCUGAUUUUUGGGGUACUGACUGUUGUGACUGGCCUUGUUGGGGUCAUCCUGGGAGCAGAGGCUUCGAGGAGAUACAAGAAAGUCAACCCAAGGGCUGAGCCCCUCAUCUGUGCUGCCAGCUUGUUUGCUGCAGCCCCCUGCCUCUACCUGGCUCUCAUCCUGGCCCCGACUACCCUCCUGGCCUCCUAUGUGUUCCUGGCCCUCGGGGAGCUGCUCCUGUCCUGCAACUGGGCCGUGGUUGCUGACAUCCUGCUGUCCGUGGUGGUACCCAGGUGCCGGGGGACGGCAGAGGCGCUUCAGAUCACAGUGGGCCACAUCCUGGGAGAUGCCGGCAGCCCCUACCUCACUGGACUUAUCUCCAGCGCCCUGCGGGCUGCGCGUCCCGACUCCUACCUGCAGCGCUUCCUCAGCCUUCAACAGAGCUUCCUGUGCUGCGCCUUCGUUAUCGUCCUGGGUGGUGGCUGCUUCCUGCUGACUGCACUGCACCUGGAGAGAGACCAGGCCCAGGCCCAGGCCCGGCAGACAGGGAUCCCCGACAGCAAGGACGUGCACAGCGAGGCCAUGGAGAGCCAAUGCCUGCUUCCUAGCACCGGUGCCUCCCCAGAGGACCCCUGAGGAGGGGUUUGCAGCGAGGAGGUCCCACCCACCCUGCUCGCGCCUUUCUGGGCGGCCUCCACCGUAUCAGUGCCUCUGCCCACCUUUGACUGCGGCUCCGGGGCCCUGGCCAAGCGGCACCUGCCGCGUCUUCGCCCCCAGCUAGAGGCUGGCAGCGCCUGUGGCUGGGCUGGGAUUUGAGCUGUCGGCACCCUCGCUGGGAGGCCUGAGCCUGUGCCCGCACCCAGCACGAGGCCACGCCAGCGCGGGCCCCUCAGCCCGGCUGCUGGCAGCCCGAUUAAAGUGUGGCCAGUACAAAGCCCGUGGAUAUAGGCCUUUGGACCUAUGUUAUUUAUAGCCUCAAGGUGUCUCUGCUGGGAUUAGAAGCAGGAGACGGGGAGGUGGGCAGUCUGGGCCAAGGAUGCAGGGCUGCUCAGCAUGGGCCUCUGGGCGUCCGCACCCUGGACCGCCUGCUCUGACCCAGGUUCCCCAGUCUGCAGGGGCAGCCCUCUGCGUGCGUUCGCCCUCUGAACGAAGUGGGGGCUGAAUCAGUAGUCUUGAAGAGAGGUUUCUACUCCGGUGCUGGUGUGGGAGCGUGGCUGCAAGAACCAAGGAGGCACCCAGAGGAGUGCCCAGGCCUGCGCAGACCCACGCUGGGGGGCUGGCAUGGCUGUGCAGGAGCGCCCUGCUCUGCAUCUCGGCCUCCUCCCGCACGGGGAGGGCCGGCUCGCUGGGCCCCAUAUUUGCCCCUGGGCUCGGAGCAGCUGGGCACAGUGGGCCCCGCAGGAGAUCAACAGCUUCCAGGCGGGCAGCAGUGGGGAGGCAUGUCCUUUCCGCCAUGAGCAUAAGCGGGUCUCCCCUGCCCUGGUGCCCAGCUAGGCAAUCACUGUUCACUUGCUGAUCGCCACUUGCGGUGUGCCAGGCUGGGCCUGCCUCCCAGCAGCUGUGGGCAGAGCAGUGACCCAGACUCACACUCACCUCCUGACCCUUGCUUGCCGCCCCCCUGCCCCCCUGUGGUGUCCUCCCUGCCCCUUAUGUUGGAUGGGACAGGCUCCAGGAGCUGGACACUCCCGCUCAGCCCGCGCCUGCCACGCUCACCCCCAAGUCUCAGCGGCCCCUCAGGAGCAGCUGUCACCAGGGUGACCUCCCCUUCCACCCACGAUCUGACGCUUGGCACUCCUGAAACAGCCGGCCCUGAAGUUAGGAGAGAAAGGAUUCAUGAGGCUGCAUGGUAAGGGUUCUGCACCCAGUUACAGUGUGGGUGCGGGAGAGGGGUCCGUUCCCACACCACCAAGCGAUUCUCUGACUCUCGCUGGGGGCCUACAAUUCAACUCGACUCUGAGACUGUCUACCCAGAGAUAGCAUCAGAUUCCGCAGGGUAAGGAUGUAGUGCAAAAGACUGUCCCUGUCACCCCUGUGCCACGCUUCAGAUGCCAAUCACAAGUCCAGGCUGUGACCAACUGUAAAUCCAAGGUUCUCACAACCCCUUCCUUGGGUUCCAUUAAUGUGCGAGAGAACUUAGGAAACCCAUUUACUCACUGUAUUGCCAGUUGAUUAUAAAGUAUAGCUCAGAAAUAGCCAGAUGGAAGAGAUGCAUAGGACAGGGUAUGGGGAAAGGGCGUGGAGCUUCCACACUGUCUCCAAGCACCACUCUCCCCAGAUGUCCAUGUGUUCACCAGCCCGGAAGCUCUCCGGACCCAGUCCUUUUAGAUUUUACGGAGGCUUCAUUACUUAGGCAUGAUUGAUUAAACCGUCACUGGUUGAUCUCAAUCUCCAGCCUCUCUCCCCUCCCGGGAGGUAGUUGGCGGGGGUGGGGGAGCUGAAAGUUCCAACCUUCUAAUCACAAGGCUGGUUCUCUGGCAAGCAGCCUCAUCCUUAGGUGAGUUCCAAAAGUCACCUCCUUAACAAAGGAAAGACACUUUUAGGGCUCUCAUCACCUAGGAAACUCCAAGGGUUUUAGGAGCUCUGUGCCAGAAACAGGAUGAAGACCAAAUAUAUAUUUCUUAUUAGAAAUCACAGUAUCAUACUUAGUUUCCUCUGAGAAGGAGGCAGUCGGUCUGUGCGGGAUUCACUGGCUGUGCGACCACUUCCUGUCUUCUCUGAGCUGCGGACUCCCCAGCUAUAUUUAAGAGGUGUGUUGAAUGUGAUUUUUCUAACCUAGACCUCAUGUGAUUUCUCACGGGCUGGGUCUAGGUCCACAGAAGCCCAGCUUCAGGAUCUUCCUCACUGCAAUCCUGGGGAGGACCCCUGUGAGAUUCAGCUCCCAGGAGAUGGGCAAGCGCUUCCCAAGAGUCAGCAGCUACCCCCACCUCUCCCACCUCAGAGUCCUCAGGCUGGGGAGAGAGAUCAGAAACCUCAUUUAUGCCAGUUCCAGAAACAUGCGUUGGUACCAGUGGGUGCCCAUCUUGGUGUUGGGCAGUGACUCCGACCCUGCCCUUGGACCUCACAGCCCCAGAAGGAACAGGGAAACGCUUGGCUGGGCCAAGUGAGGCACACCUAUGGGCAGAAGAAGGGGUUACAUCCCUCAGAAGCGUUGAGGAGUCAGCCUAGGAGCUGGUAAAAAGCCAGAGGUGUGGGGAAGGGAAUCCCUGGUGGGUAGAACAGGCCGAGGUGCAGGGGAUGGGGCAGAAGAUACGUGAUGAGUCACAGAGAGGUGUGGUGUGGUCAGAAGGGAGGGGGUAUGUGUGUUUUGGGGGAGAGAGAGGGAGCGGGAGAGACUGGCUGGGACCAGAGGGCUCAGAUGCCAGCCGAGGAGCUGGAGCAUGAAUCCUGUAAUCAGGGAAGUUCUUUCUGACUCAAGUGCUUUCUGGGGUUUGGGUUGCCAGGCAGGGCAGGGUGGUGCUUUCUGGGACUGAGCUAGACAAAGUGCCCCACCAGGAGUUUAUACGAUGUUAUCAUCCAAAGUGUUUGGAGGCGGGGCAGGAGCAGGGCGGGCUGGCAGACUCUGGGAGGAAGGGACCAGUAUCUGUUCUGCAAGCAACCCGACCCCAGCUGUACUCAGCUCCCACCCCUUGCCUCUCUGGGGCUGGUCACUCAGACCUCACUGUGCUGAGGUCGCAGGUAUAGGUCUCUGAGAACCCAGCCACUCGGGCUAGGCAGGAGGAGUGGUCAAUAGAACGCACCUUUCUGGCCAACAGGGCACUUGCUGGGUGAUCAGUCCCUGAUACCGUGGACUCACUUGUUGGGAAUGUUGAUGGAGGAGCACACUGCUGAGCAGGACGAGGCCCUCAGACCUGAUCUGCUCACAUCAUGUGUUAAUUGCUCUUCCUGGACACACGCUGCAUUCCAGCUCCCAGGUGUCAUCCAGGUGUCCUUCUGGACAUCCAGCAGCACUUUGGGGUCAAGGACCGAGGCGCCGGCUUGCUGCAGUC
This is a messenger RNA of Aethalodelphis obliquidens (Pacific white-sided dolphin), 6307 nucleotides long. It is a transcript of the gene SPNS3, whose product is annotated as SPNS lysolipid transporter 3, sphingosine-1-phosphate (putative). Gene Ontology annotation, cellular component: membrane. Gene Ontology annotation, molecular function: transmembrane transporter activity. Gene Ontology annotation, biological process: transmembrane transport. The transcript is spliced from 13 exons. Bases 1407 to 2957 code for a protein of 516 amino acids. Lineage: Eukaryota; Metazoa; Chordata; Mammalia; Artiodactyla; Delphinidae. The record is from RefSeq and is a predicted model, not a curated record.